Molecule: messenger RNA, 1180 nt
Organism: Erythranthe guttata (spotted monkey flower)
Lineage: Eukaryota; Viridiplantae; Streptophyta; Magnoliopsida; Lamiales; Phrymaceae
Source: RefSeq, a predicted model, not a curated record
AGAGAGAGAGAGAGAGAUGGAGAGAGAAACUACGGUGUUGAUAAUCGGAGCAGGGCCGGCCGGUUUAGCGACUUCCGCCUGUCUAAACCUAAAAAAGAUACCAAACAUGGUCUUAGAGAGAGAAGAUUGUUGUGCUUCCCUAUGGAAGAAGAGAGCUUACGACCGAUUGAAACUCCAUCUCGCGAAACAAUUCUGUCAACUACCGCACAUGCCGUUCCCUUCCGACGCACCCACGUACAUCCCCAAACACGGCUUUAUCCGAUACUUGGACGACUACGUUUCCUAUUUCAACGUCAGCCCUUUCUGUAACCGUACCGUGGAGUCUGCGUCGUUCGAUCGCUUGAGUGGAAAUUGGGUUGUCUUUGCCCAAAAUACCCUCCUAGGCGAGACGGAGAAGUACUCGGCCAAAUUUCUAGUCGUUGCUACCGGGGAGAAUGGUGAGGGGUAUAUACCUCGAAUUCCGGGUUUGGAUUCGUUUAGUGGGGAGGUGAUGCAUUCUAGUGGUUACGGAAACGGGAAGAAGUUCGAGGAGAGCAAAGUGUUGGUUGUUGGAAGCGGGAAUUCGGGUAUGGAAAUCGCGUUUGAUUUGUCGAAUUCGGGUGCUAAAACUUCUCUAGUUGUUCGUAGCCCGGUGCACUUUCUAACAGAAGGGAUGGUGAAACUUGGGAUGGUGUUAUUGAAGUAUAUAAGGGUAGAUUUGGUGGACAAAAUUUUAUUAAUGUUGAGCAAAUUCAAGUAUGGAAAUCUUAACGAAUACGGAAUCGAAAGGCCGAGCAAAGGGCCCUUUUAUCUGAAAAAAGCAACCGGCCGAUCUCCGGUCAUUGACGUUGGCACCAUUGCCAAAAUCCGAGCACGAGAAAUCCAUGUAUAUAAUGGUAGGUGUUUGCCAUCCAUCGGGAAUGUGAACGGACGAUUCAUUAAAUUUGUGAACGGUGAAACGGAAAGUUACGACGCCAUUGUUUUCGCCACCGGCUACAAGAGCACAGUGAGGAGAUGGCUUAAGGAUGAUGGAGGGCUUUUUGGUGAAGAUGGGAUGCCGAGAAUGGGAAAUCAGACUCACUGGAAAGGGCAAAACGGUCUUUAUUGUGCUGGAUUUGCGAGGGCGGGAUUGUUCGGGAUAUCCAACGACGCUAAAGCUAUUUCGCAAGACAUAGGAUUGAUUCUAAGUGAUCAGAUUUGA